AUGAAAGUGUUACUCAGGCUUUGUUUCAUAGCUGUACUGAUUUCUUCUCUGGAAGCCGAUACUUGUGAGGAACGUGAAGAAAAAGUAGUUUUAGUUUCAUCUGCGUAUGAAAUUGAUGUUCGUUCAUGUCUUCUUAACCCGAACGAAAAGAAAGGCACUAUAAUUUGGUAUAAAAAUGACAGCAAGACACCUAUAUCUAUGGAAGUAGACUCCAGGAUUCAUCAGCACAAAGAUAAACUUUGGUUUGUUCCCGCUAAGGUAGAGGAUUCGGGACAUUACUAUUGUGCAGUAAGAAAUUCAACUUACUGCCUCAAAAUUAAAAUAGCUAUUAAGUUUGUGCAGCAUGAACCUAACUUGUGUUACAAUGCAGAAGCUAUAUUUACACAGAAACUACCCAUUGCAAGAGAUGGACAACUUGUGUGUCCUUAUUUGGAUUUUUUUAGAGACGAAAAGCAUGAGUUACCCAAAAUACAGUGGCAUAAGGAUUGCAAACCUCUGCUACUUGACAAUGUGAACUUUACUGGACUGACAAAUAGACUCAUCAUGACGAAUGUGACUGCAGCACAUAAGGGGAACUAUACUUGUCAAGCAUCCUAUACAUACUUGGGAAAGCAGUAUCGUAUUACCCGGGUUAUAGAACUUCUCACUCUAGAGGAAGACAAGCCUGUGAAGCCUAUAAUUGUGAGUCCAACUAAUGAGACAAUGGAAGCAAGUCUGGGAUCCAGGCUACAGUUGAUCUGCAAUGUCAGUGGCCAGUUGAGUGACUUUGUCUACUGGAAGUGGAAUGGGUCAUUAAUUGAUGAAGACGACCCAGUGUUGGUGGAGGAUUAUUUGCCAGUGGAAAAUCCUUCAACCAAAAGAAAGAACACAAUCAUCACAGUACUUAAUAUUUCAGAAGUGGAAAGUAGAUUUUAUCUAUAUCCAUUUACCUGUGUAGCCAAGAAUACAGAUGGUAUAAAUUCAGCAUAUAUCCAAUUGAUACAUCCAGUCCCUGAUUUCAAGAAGCACACAAUUGGUGUGUUUGUCAUGUUAACUCUAGUAAUUACAUGCUCUGUUUUCAUCUACAAAAUCUUCAAGGUUGACAUUGUGCUUUGGUACAGGGAUUCUUGCUAUGAUUUUCUCCCUCCAAAAGCUUCAGAUGGAAAGACCUAUGAUGCAUAUAUACUAUAUCCAAAGACCCUUGGGGAAGGGUCCACCUCAAACUCAGAUAUUUUUGUGUUUAAAGUCUUGCCUGAGGUCUUGGAAAAACAGUGUGGAUAUAAGCUGUUCAUUUAUGGAAGGGACGCCUAUGUUGGGGAAGACAUUGUUGACGUCACUAAUGAAAACAUAAAGAAAAGCAGAAGACUGAUCAUCGUUUUGGUCCCAGAGGCAUCAGGAUUGGGCUGGCUGGAGAAUUCAUCUGAAGAGCAGAUAGCAAUGUACAAUGCUUUCAUUCAGGAUGGGAUUAAAGUUGUCCUGCUUGAACUGGAGACGAUCCAAGACUAUGAGAAAAUGCCAGAAACCAUUAAAUUCAUUAAGCGGAAACAUGGGGCCAUACGCUGGUCAGGGGACUUUAGAGAGGGCAUGCAGUCUGCAAAGACAAGGUUCUGGAAGAAUGUCAGGUACCACAUGCCCGUCCAGCGGCAGCCACCUUCAUCCAAACACCAGUUACUGUCCUUGGCCAUGAGACCAGACUCGAAGAAAAAGCUUCAGAGGGAGGUGCAUGUGCCUCUCGGGUAG
Messenger RNA from Puma concolor (puma), 1719 nucleotides. NCBI's taxonomy places the organism in Eukaryota, Metazoa, Chordata, Mammalia, Carnivora, Felidae. The record is from RefSeq and is a predicted model, not a curated record.